Molecule: messenger RNA, 333 nt
Organism: Sciurus carolinensis (gray squirrel)
Lineage: Eukaryota; Metazoa; Chordata; Mammalia; Rodentia; Sciuridae
Product: 60S ribosomal protein L36a-like
Exons: 1
Coding region: 13-333 (106 amino acids)
Biological process (GO): translation
Cellular component (GO): cytosolic large ribosomal subunit; ribosome
Molecular function (GO): structural constituent of ribosome
Source: RefSeq, a predicted model, not a curated record
UCUACUGUAAAUAUGGUCAAUGUACCUAAAACCCAAAGGACUUUUUGUAAAAAGUGUGACAUGCACCAGCCUCACAAAGUGACCCAGUAUAAGAAGGGCGAAGAUUCCCUUUACGCCCAAGGAAAGAGGCGCUAUGAUCGGAAACAGAGCAGCGACGGUGGACAGACGAAGCCAAUUUUCCGAAAAAAGACUAAAACCACGAAGAAGAUUGUGCUAAAACUUGAAUGCGUUGAGCCAAACUGCAGAUCCAGGAGGAUGCUGACCAUCAAGAGACACAAGCAUUUUGAACUGGGAGGAGACAAGAAGAGAAGGGGCCAAGUGAUCCAGUUUUAA